AUGGAGUCACCAUCUUUGUUCGUUCGGUUGCUUUCCUUUCUCAUGUUGACGACGUUGUGCCAUGCUAUAGCAUUUACGCAAUCUUUUAACUCUUCUAUUCAACGAUGCCAUGAUGAUGAAAGCUUGGCCUUGCUGCAAUUCAAAAAUAGCUUCAACAUCUCUAGCUCUUGUUCUUAUUCAAAGCUUGAAUCAUGGAAGCUAAAUCAAGGCGUAAGAUCAGGUGAGUCUUGCUCAUGGGAUGGUGUGGAGUGCGAUGAGAAAACUAAUCAUGUUGUUAGCCUUGACCUAAGUGAGAGUUGUAUUUAUGGGUCGAUCAACUCCAACAGCACUCUCUUUCGCCUUGUCCAUCUUCAAAGACUUAAUCUUGGAAGCAACAACUUCAUCCACUCUCAAUUCUCAUCUGAAAUAGGCCAACUCUCGAGGUUAACUCAUCUCGACCUUUCUUUUUCUGGCUUUUCUGGCGAAAUCCCAGCUGAAAUCUCUAAUCUUUCAAGCUUGGUUUCCCUUGAUCUAUCUUGUAAUCUUGAUUUCAUUAGUUAUGAUGAAUUAUUGAAGCUCCGUCAGGCUAGCUUUAGAGGUCUAGUUCAAAACAUGACCAAUUUGAAGGAACUUGAUCUAGAAUGCGUGGACAUUUCUUCAACGGUUCUCGCAAAUCUUUCAUCUUUGGAGUCUCUCCAUCUUUGUGGUUGUGAAUUGCAUGGUGAAUUUCCGGCGAGCAUUUUCUGGCUUUCGAACUUAAAGAUAAUCGACUUAUGCGAAAAUAUAAAUCUAACAGGUUUUUUGCCUGACUUCCACCCGAGAAGUCACCUUGAAAGAUUGAGGCUCUUCUCAACAAGUUUUUAUGGAAAAGUACCUCCUUCUAUUGGAAACCUUACUAAUCUUGAAAAUCAACUUACUGGUCCAAUCCCACCCCAGAUUAACAAUCUCACCUCGCUAUCCUCGUUGUACCUUUCAUCAAAUAAAUUGCAAGGUUCAAUUCCUAUCAAUUUCUCUCAACUCAAUCAACUUGAAUUCCUUGAUCUUCAUUCAAAUACUUUAGCUGGGUCAUUGGAUCUAAGCUCAUUCUUUCAGCUCAACCAGUUAACCGAACUGAUCUUAUCAUUUAAUAGCUUGUCCGUGCACUCUACAAUGGCUACAAAUGGCCACCUUCCGUACUUGAGAACUUUAGGAUUGGCUUCUUACAAUCUUACCCAGUUUCCCAACUUCUUGCAGAACCAGCAAGGCUUGGAAUAG
Molecule: messenger RNA, 1233 nt
Organism: Manihot esculenta (cassava)
Lineage: Eukaryota; Viridiplantae; Streptophyta; Magnoliopsida; Malpighiales; Euphorbiaceae
Product: receptor-like protein 7
Exons: 2
Coding region: 1-1233 (410 amino acids)
Molecular function (GO): protein binding
Source: RefSeq, a predicted model, not a curated record